This is a messenger RNA of Manis javanica (Malayan pangolin), 4412 nucleotides long. Lineage: Eukaryota; Metazoa; Chordata; Mammalia; Pholidota; Manidae. The record is from RefSeq and is a predicted model, not a curated record.
GCCCGGGACGGCGGGGUCGGGUCGAGCGUCCGCCCGGGGGCGGAAGGGCGCUGCCCGGAGGCGGAGCGCGAGGCCGCGGCGGCGCGGAGUCCUAGGCCCCCGGGCCUCCACCGCCCCAGGGCUUCGGGGCCCGCGCGCGGCCGCGGCUGCGGAGCGGGAGGCCGCAGGCCUCAGAACCGCACACGCCCUGCUCCGCCGCCUCCGGGCAGCCCCACCCGCGGCUCCCGACUGCUCGCUCUGUAACACGGAAGGGCCGAGGGACCGGCGCCCGCAGCCCGGAGGCCCGGUGAUCUUCGGAGGGGCCUCCUGCUGCCCGCGCAGGGCCGUGCGCUGGGGAAAUGGGACGGUCCUGAGCUGCUGGCUCUUCGCCGAGAGCUCUUGCUGCCGCUUAUCGUACAUUUCUUGGUUCCCCACAAAUUUGCUGAACUGCCAGCACAGAUGCCUCCCUCAGGCAUUUUAUCCAGUGAAGAACCCUCUUCACUGCAGAACUUGGGAGUUUGUGAAUUCCUCAUAGUGGAGGAAGGUCGUGGGGAAAUUAGGUUUGGGACUCGUGUACGUCAGACCUUCCCUGACCUGGUUUCCAUGCUGCAAGGAUGGAUGAUCUAACAAGGAAGGUUACUGGUUCUUUUCCCUCUGGUGGGAGAGGAGCGUUUCUUUUUUUUCCAAGAAAUUUCCAAGAAAAUUUGGAAUCCUCAGUGUACGGUUAAGGUGCAUAUUGCAGUUACAGCUUGGCUAACCAGCUCCCUGUGGUAUGGGCAGGGUGGGGACCUUGCUUGCACAGAGCAUUUUUCUCGGUCAAUUCAGUGUUUCUGGCCCGUAGAGACUACUGAGCAUGUUCUCGCAAGCUUGAGACAGCCCCGACUUGAAACUGCUGGGCAUAAUAAACAAGUGGUUAGCAUGUAUUUGGGGUGCCCCUUUUGAAUGUGAGUGUUUGUCAAUGAGUUAACCAAUAUUCAGGUUGUGCUGAAGAUUAGCUUGCUUGUUUUUUAAAAACAGUCAUUUUUUGCACCACUGGCAACACCAUAAACCACAUUGAGCUUUUAUUUAUCACUACUUCAGAAAAAUGAAGAUGCUGAAUUUACCUGAAUUUUGGACCUCUACCGAAGAUUUGUUUUGUCUUUUAAAAACUUUCUGGUGUAGUGAAGAUUGGAAGUUAUUUUGCACACCAUGACAUUGAAAUAGUAAUAAACAGGGUUUGAAACUGUUGUCACGUCUCUUACCUUUUGAAUUAUGCUUCAGAUGGGAAACUCUUGUCUAGUGAUGUGACUCAUUACAUGAUUCCGGAUUGGAAAGUUGUUCAAGAUUACCUUGAGAUCCUUGAGUUUCCUGAAUUGAAGGGAAUUAUUUUCAUGCAAACGGCUUGUCAAACUGUGCAGCAUCAAAGAGGCCGGAGAUACUUGAGAGACUGUGCGCCAGAAGCUGCACUGACAUUGAGGGUACAGUGGUGAACAAAAGAGGACACUGACUUGGGGAGCCAGGCAGUCAUCAGAUCAUCACACAGAGGGAAAUUACCAGUGUGGUUGGCGCACGGAGGGAACAGACAGUAUAACAAAUUGCGAAACCUCCUGAAGGAUGCGCGUCAUGACUGCAUUCUCUUUGCUAAUGAAUUCCAGCAGUGCUGCUAUCGCCCUCGGGAGGGGGGAGAAUCCAUGGAAAAGUGGCAGACCAGGAGCAUAUACAGUGCAGCUGUUUGGUACUAUCACCACUGCCAGGAUAAGAUGCCAAUCGUUAUGGUGACAGAAGAUGAAGAGGCAAUUCAGCAGUAUGGAAGUGAGACAGAAGGAGUAUUUGUGAUCUCUUUUAAGAAUUACCUGGACAAUUUUUGGCCUGAUUUAAAGGCUGCCCAUGAGCUUUGUGAGUCCAUCCUUCAAUCUCGACGGGAAAGAGAGAACGAGAGUCAGGAGAGCCACGGAAAGGAGUACCCAGAACAUCUCCCCCUGGAAGUCUUGGAAGCCGGCAUUAAAUCCGGACGCUACACCCAGGGAACUCUGAGCGUCAACAAACACAGAGCACAAAUAGAAGCCUUUGUUCGACUUCAAGGAGCCAGCAGUAAAGAUUCAGGCUUAGUCAGUGACAUCCUAAUCCACGGGAUGAAGGCUCGGAACCGCUCCAUCCAUGGGGACGUGGUGGCUGUGGAACUGCUCCCUAAAAACGAAUGGAAAGGAAGAACCGCCGCCCUGUGUGAAAACGACAGUGAUGACAAGGUGUCGGGAGAGUCCCCGAGUGAGCCCAUACCCACAGGCAGAGUGGUGGGCAUCCUUCAGAAGAACUGGCGGGAUUAUGUGGUGACAUUUCCAUCCAGAGAAGAGGUCCAAUCCCAGGGAAAAAAUGCUCAGAAAAUCCUAGUUACCCCUUGGGAUUACAGAAUUCCCAAAAUCCGAAUCAGCACUCAGCAAGCAGAAGCCCUCCAGGACUUCAGGGUGGUUGUGCGCAUCGAUUCCUGGGAGUCGACAUCUGUGUAUCCAAAUGGACAUUUUGUGCGCGUUUUAGGAAGAAUAGGAGAUCUGGAAGGGGAAAUUGCAACCAUCCUCGUGGAAAACAGCAUUUCAGUCAUCCCUUUCUCCGAAGCUCAGAUGUGUGAGAUGCCAGUAAACACACCAGAGUGUCCCUGGAAGGUGAGUCCUGAAGAGGAACGAGAUCGUAAAGACUUGAGGAAAACCCAUCUGGUAUUCAGCAUUGACCCCGAAGGAUGUGAAGAUGUGGAUGACACACUCUCAGUCAGAACCUUAAAUAAUGGCAACCUGGAACUUGGGGUCCACAUUGCAGAUGUAACACACUUUGUGGCGCCAGAUUCGUACAUUGAUAUUGAAGCUAGAACAAGGGCCACCACUUAUUACUUAGCAGAUCGUCGCUAUGACAUGCUACCCUCCGUCCUCAGCGCUGAUUUGUGCUCCCUCCUGGGGGGCGUUGAUAGGUAUGCUGUAAGUGUCAUGUGGGAAUUGGAUAAAACCUCCUAUGAAAUCAAGAAAGUGUGGUAUGGCAGAACCAUUGUUCAGUCAGCAUACAAGCUGUGCUAUGAAGCAGCCCAGGAAUUACUGGAUGGAAACUUCAGCAUCGUUGAUGAUAUUCCAGAAUUCAGAGACUUGGGUGAGAAAAGCAGACAAGCCAAGCUAGAGGAGUUGGUGUGGGCAAUUGGAAAGUUGACCGACAUAGCACGCCACGUCCGCGCUAAACGAGACCGGUGCGGCGCCCUGGAGCUGGAAGGAGUAGAGGUCCGUGUGCAGCUGGAUGAGCAGAAGAACAUCCAUGACCUCAUCCCCAAGCAGCCUCUGGAAGUCCAUGAGACGGUGGCCGAGUGCAUGAUCCUGGCCAACCACUGGGUGGCCAAGAAGAUCUGGGAGAGCCUCCCCCAUCAGGCUUUGCUGCGCCGACACCCUCCUCCACACCAGGAGUUUUUUUCUGAACUGCGAGAAUGUGCUAAAGCAAAAGGCUUCUUUAUAGAUACACGGUCCAAUAAAACUCUGGCUGAUUCUCUGGAUAAUGCGAAUGACCCCAACGAUCCCAUUGUGAACAGGUUGCUUAGAUCUAUGGCUACGCAGGCCAUGUCUAAUGCACUGUAUUUCUCCACUGGAUCGUUCACAGAGGAAGAAUUCCAUCAUUACGGUCUUGCAUUAGAUAAAUAUACUCACUUUACUUCUCCAAUAAGAAGAUAUUCAGAUAUUAUAGUACACCGGUUGCUAAUGGCAGCUAUUUCAAAAGAUAAGAAAAUGGAAAUUAAGGAAGGUUUGCUCAGCAACAAAGACCUUGAGGAAUUAUGCAGACACAUCAACAACAGAAACCGAGCAGCACAGAAUUCCCAGAAGCAGUCUACUGAGCUCUUCCAGUGCAUGUACUUUAAAGACAAAGACCCAGAAACUGAGGAGCGUUGCAUAUCUGAUGGGGUUAUUUAUUCCAUUAGGACAAAUGGUGUGCUCGUAUUUAUACCAAGGUUUGGGAUUAAAGGUGCUGCUUAUCUAAAAAAUAAAGAUGGUCUGGUGAUCUCAUGUGGCCCAGAUAGCUGUUCUGAAUGGAAAUCAGGAUCCCUUCAACGAUUUCAAAACAAAAUCACCUCUACCACAACAGGAGGGGAAUCUGUUACAUUCCAUUUGUUUGAUCACGUAACAGUGAGAAUAUCUGUACAGGCCUCACGUUGUCACUCUGAUACAAUCAGGCUUGAGAUAAUAAGAAACAAACCAUACAUGACGCCAGAUACAGACCUUUUUCGUCAGAGUUCCCUCUUGCUAAAGAAUGACUUAGUGAAAGAAGUGACGAGAUCUGUGGAGGAGGCUCAGCUUGCCCAAGAAGUCAAAGUAAACGUCAUUCAGGAAGACGACCAAAAAUACUGCCAAACAAAGGGAAGAAGCCUUUAUACUCUUCUAGAGGAAAUAAGGGACCUGGCUCUCCUAGAUGUCUCAAACAGUUAUGGAGUGUGA